Messenger RNA from Plutella xylostella (diamondback moth), 2656 nucleotides. It is a transcript of the gene pall, whose product is annotated as F-box protein pallbearer. The record is from RefSeq and is a predicted model, not a curated record. Lineage: Eukaryota; Metazoa; Arthropoda; Insecta; Lepidoptera; Plutellidae. Gene Ontology annotation, molecular function: protein binding. Gene Ontology annotation, biological process: protein polyubiquitination.
AUCUCGAUAUCUUUGAGCACAUCACUACGCUGCGUUCCGGAAUCAUUUUCUCACGAGACUUUGAUUCACGUGAGGCUCACGCGAGCGACAUUGUAUCAAUUUGUCAAACUUGAUUGAAUAUCGGGGCUUCUAUUUAUAAACUUGUACACAAAGAAUUAUCGGGAACGGGAAGCAGAAAUUGUGGAAUUUAGGGAUAAACAGGUGUUUGUGUGUUGCGUCCAGAAAUCAAGAAGUAGGGGCAACGUUAGAACGAUUCGUACUGCCAAUGUUAUCAAACAAAAAUAUGUUCUAGAAACUAUGGGAUAGUGAAAAAAGAGCAUGCUUUGUGCGCAGGAUAUAAAUGAAAUGUGUGUGUGUUACAAAUAAAUGGAUAAUUAGUGGCUCUAAGAACUAACUAGAAGGUUUAAAAAUGGAUCUUCUAAGUCUACCGAUGGUGAUGCUUGAGAACAUUUUCUCCUAUUUGAGCUAUGAUGAAGUUGCAAAGAAUAGACUGGUCUGCUCAGCUUUCAACGAGAUAUGCAAGCGAAGACUGAACCGAGGGUUCCUGGCCAUCGAGCGGCGCCACUCCGUCGCACUGAAGACUGUCAAGGCACAGCUGCCUCGGAGAGAGUCUGAACGCAGAUACCACCCGCUAGCGCGCCACUGCGACAUCCUGUCGUCGAUAGAGACCCGCAUCUCGAUGCUCAACAUGACCUACUGCAAGUUCAUAGACAGCGGCCUCUGCUGCUUCAUACCGGGGAAGGUAAUCGACGAGAUCAAACGCGUCCUAGCCACAGUGGAGAGCACGGCGACUCCGCCGCGCGCACACGAGGUGCUGCAGGAGCUGAGGGACAUCUCCAGCAUGGCCAUAGAGCACUUUGAUGAGAAGGUGGCGCCAGCGCUACGCAAGAAGCUGCAAGAGCCCACGGCCCCCGCCACCCACAGUCACACCGCGCUGGGUCCUAUCGCCAUGACUCAAGAGCUGGUGCACAUCCGGCGAAGGUCCUAUCUCAAUGCGAAGCUCUCUCUGUGUCUGGUGUCGCAGUAUAAGAAGAUCUACAGACAUAUGCUGAUUUACAAGAAGAUGGCAGUGAGACAACGCAAGACUAUUCGCGAGCUCACAUCGAGACAGAGUGACCAAGAUGCCGCUAUAGCUGACCUAAAGAAGCGUAUAGAAGAGUGUGACAUCAAAUACAGCGAACUGACACACACCAACCAGGCCGUCGGUGGGAAGGCCAUCGCCGCGUCCCCCCCGCCGGCGGUACAGUCGGGCUCCGCGCCGCCGCUGCGCCACUUCGCGAGCCAGAUCAAGCUGGACCUGAGUGUAUUGCCCAUUGGCACCGGCUCACGACACCGCCCGCACUUGCUACCAAACAUGAAGCCAAGAAAACCGGUCAUCAAAAUGCCUAGUUUCUCAGAAGACAGCGAGCCCCCGCCAAAGAAGCAAAAGAGCGAGGAAACUCAUCAAAAACAGCCUAGCCCUACCCCUUCGACUUCACAAGGCACGGUCAAAAACCGCGCUCAAACCACUAUGGAGAAAAUCAGGGAUUUCGCUAAAGAGAUUAGGAAUUUGGCUAAAACUAGCGAGCUAAAUGUACCCGGCACUAGGAUUAAUAAACGCUCUUUGAGUUUCAGUGCUCUGGAUGACGAAAUUUACGGCAAAAGUGAUAAUAAGAAACAGAAGUUGGAUUAAGUUUUGAGUUCUUGAGAGGUUGGAUUAAGUUUUGAGUUCUUUUUGAGAGGUUGGAACGAAUUUUGGGUUCUUUUUGAGAGGUUGGAUUGACUUUUGAGUUCGAUUUGAUGAACUUGAGAAUUUCGCGUUUGUUAAAAUGUAUGAAUAGUUAAAAAAGUGGUCUUAUAUGAAACUCAGUUUAGAUGGUGUAGUUACGGGAUAAAAAAAAAUGUGCUUGUAGGAUAUUGUAUAUUAUGGAUUAUAUGAGAGAGAAAGAACGUAAAUAUUGUAAUCCUUCUAAAUCUAAAUUAUAGGUAUAUGCUGGGUCAAAAUAGCAGUACCUUUAUCAGAUAUGUAUGCCAUUAAAUAAAACAUGCCAAGUAGCGAAAAAAUAUUAUGAGUAUUUAUGUAGGCAGCUUUAUAAAUUGAUAAUAUGGAUAUGCAAGAGACAUAUGAUGAUUUAUUUAAAAACAAAUAUCUUUAUCUUAUAAAAGUUUAACAUUUUCAUUAAUUACUUCUUAAAUAUUUAGUACUCGUACAUAAUAUAGGCACUUGAUAUUAAUUUAUUGCACUCAUAGACAUAUACAUAACAUCUAGUAAUGUCUCUAAGUUAGUUUGAUUUCUAAACUUAAAAAAAAAUACAUAGGUACCGUAAUUAACCUACAUUUACUUAAGUCGUACAAAAAAAAAAAUUUUUUUAAGUUCAAUUUUAUUUAUUUGCAGUAACCUACAACUCUAAAGUAUAACUUGUUCAGUACACCCCCUUUCGGCUAACAAUUAACCCGUUUUGAAUUAUAAAAUGUGUUCGAUUUUCUCAUAUUUUUUUCAAAAUAUUUUUAUAAUUAUGCCAUUAUUUGGUCAGAUACAAAAUUAAGGUCUUGACUGAUUUUAUGUAAUGGUUAAGACCGUGGUUAUAUCUAACCAUUUCAUCAAUAAAUAAAUGAAAAAAAAAUUAAGCUUUAACCAUUACACGGAUUGUAUUUCCAAAGGAAUAUAUUCAUUCUU